Messenger RNA from Zea mays, 1288 nucleotides. Its product is annotated as Reticulon-like protein B9. The transcript has 5 exons. Lineage: Eukaryota; Viridiplantae; Streptophyta; Magnoliopsida; Poales; Poaceae. The coding region runs from base 398 to 1063 and encodes 221 amino acids. Gene Ontology annotation, biological process: response to bacterium. The record is from RefSeq and is marked provisional.
GUUACGUCAUGAUCCUGUACUAUUCCCGAAUAGGAAGCCAGAGCCAGCAGCUCGAUCUUUCUGAUUUUGAAGAUAUCGACACGGUAGAUAUUAUGGCAAACUUCUAUAAGAAAAAUAAGCAUAGCUUCUUGUCCCUAACAACUAGUUCCCCCCAUUCCUGAGGCAAAGUAUCUGUUGGAGCAACAUACACUUGCCAGCCACGGAUUCUUCAAUUCCUACACAUGAAGCUAUCCUUUUCUUCACGGCCUAUGCCCCCUGAGCGAGAUAUGAUAUCGACGAUUAUGCCACGGCAUUUUGGGCGCAUAUAUAUAAAGACAGUGCUUUCUGCAACAGACCGAUCGAUCAGGUGAACCGAGAUAUAUAACAGCUUAUACGCCCCCGAACUCACAUAGACAUCAUGCACCCUAAUUUUCCAAGCGAUCAUGGCAACGGACGAGGGGUGGGCGGCGGCGGCGGCCAUAGCAGGCGCAAGCCGAUUCAUCAGCUUCUCGGUGGAGGGCGAGCCGCGGACAUCUUGCUGUGGAAGGACAGGAAUUUGUCUGCAGGCCUGCUCGCUGGGGCCACGUUGGUAUGGUACCUGUUCGAGGUAGUUGAGUACAGCAUUGUACCGCUCGUUUGCCAGAUAGCCAUCCUGGCCAUGCUCGUCGUCUUCAUCUGGUCGAAUGCUGCGCCCCUCUUGAACAUAGCUCCUCCAAGGAUCCCAGAAGUGAUCAUCUCUGAGCAUGCCUUCCGACAAAUAGCACAGAUCAUCCAUUACAAACUGGCACACACCGUGUCUGCUCUUUAUGACAUUGCAUGCGGGAAGGAUCUGAAGAAAUUCCUCCUGGUGGUCUUGUCACUGCUAAUAGUGUCAGAGGUUGUAAGUUCUUACAGCUUCACAAGUCUUCUAUAUCUUGGAUUUCUCUGCGCCCACACUUUGCCAGCGUUGUACCAAAGAUAUGAGACAGAGGUUGACCACCUAGCCGCAAGGGGUAGUGAAGACAUCAAGAGGUUCUACAAGAGGAUUGAUUCCAAUUUGCUGAACAAAAUACCAAGGGGCCCAGUCAAGACAAAAGUUAAAUAAAAUAUUCUCCCUGAGAAUACAUCAACAGUUCCUUUGCAAGGAUGCAUGAAUGGACCUAUCAUAAUCUGCAAUAGAAUGCGUGAAUACAACCCCACAAAUGUGAAAAAGUAAGCUUGGAGAAUUCAGACUUGACUGCUAGCAUCCAAAUGUACCUAGCAAUGUGUUACAAGCAUAUUUUCAGGAUUUCAACAAUCAAUAUGAAAUGGACACUAAUGUUGUAAUCUC